Messenger RNA from Branchiostoma floridae (Florida lancelet), 933 nucleotides. Its product is annotated as tripartite motif-containing protein 3-like. Gene Ontology annotation, molecular function: protein binding. Gene Ontology annotation, cellular component: extracellular region. Lineage: Eukaryota; Metazoa; Chordata; Leptocardii; Amphioxiformes; Branchiostomatidae. The record is from RefSeq and is a predicted model, not a curated record. Bases 1 to 618 code for a protein of 205 amino acids. The transcript has a single exon.
AUGCAGCCAUAUGAUGUUUGCAUGGAUACUAACGGCACGCUGUGGGUGGUGGGGGAAGGAGAGACAGCUGACCAUGUUGUACAGUACAGCACGGACGGGACCGCCAUGGCGGGGUUUAACCUUAAGAAGAGCAUUUAUUUCCGCGGCAUCGCAGUGGACAUGCGCACUAACCACAUCCUGGUGACUGAUGCAGACCAAGGUGAAGUUGAGGUGUUCCGUCCGGACGGCUCCCUGGUGCGGACAGUCCGGCAUCCACGGGGUGAGAUGACACGCCCAACGUACAUCACUGUGGACGGGGAAGGGAACUUUCUUGUGUCGGACUGGGACACUCACUGUGUCUACGUGUAUGACGAGUCCGGGAAGUUCCUGUUCCAGUUUGGAGGGGAGGGAAGUGGUGAAGGUCAGCUGACUGGUCCCGCAGGCAUCUGUACAGACAGCUCGGGGCACAUCCUCGCGGCAGACUAUGACAACAAAAGGGUUCAGAUCUUCACACGUCACGGCAAGUUUGUCCGAACCUUCCGUACUAGGUUUAAGCCGAAUGGCCUGACUGUGGGACCGGAAGGGCAGCUGGUUGUGACCAGCCAUAACCACACUGUGACUGUAUUUCCUAACUACUGAGUUCCUGACCACUGAGUUAGAUCUUUGAUAAAGAUUGAAUGUUGACAGGACUUACCCAUUCUAACCGAUUAUCCGGUCUACUUCGUGAUGACUGAUGAGGAACGGAUGGACGGGGCGGAGGGCGGUACCGACUUCCUACGACCUUUGACCCAUCGCUCAGGCAAUACUUUUGGAAAAUCACGUGUUCUCAGAAAUUGAGUCCUACUUCUAUCUGUUCCCAUCUGUUUCGUCAGUCAUCCUGAAGAAGACUUGAGGAUUCGGUGAUUCCCGAAAGCUCAUUUUGUUAUCCAUCUUCAUAUUGCUUCAUUCCAGUAC